GGAACGAUCUCCUUCUCCCAGACCGCUUGUCUUCGCUUCUCCGCUGUAAGCCCAUUGAGCCUCGCAUGAUAUGAGAAGCGAGCCGAACGAACCUGACAACCGACUCUGUUUCAUCAUCGACUCCCAUUCGCUCAGAUGCUUGUUAUCCUCCUGCUUGCUUUUCGGAGGCAGGAACGAAGGCCGGGUUUUACUUCUGACCUUCUCAAACAUGCUCGGUCCUGUCGAGCGGUUUGGUCGAGAUGGGGUUUUGGGAGUCACGGGAGGCGGUCCGGGAGGCGAUGCUGGUAAUGGCAGUGGAGGAAUGGGUUGCGACGAUGAAGAAGCGGCAGGCAAAUGCCCAUUAGACUCGGGAGGUGGGGAGUGAAUAGACUGUCUAGAACCUGGGCGGGAAGAGCUAGCAUUGGUGGAAUGUGUCGGGGUGCGCUCAGCAAUAGUGGACAUCGAGACGGUCACGCGAUGCCCAGGUGGUUUGGAGGCGUCGAUGAGGACGUUGGGAUAUGAAUGGGUUUCGUGGAUGUCCAAGACCUGAGAGUCUUCUGGGACCUCUUGAUCUUGCGCUCCAACAACAACAUCGUCUUCCGCAGCGGUAGCUACGUGUCCGUCCGCAUCCGUUUGCUCUCCCAGAGAGAUCGAAGAGAAGUUUGCUUCUGACCCAUCGCCCUCGAUUGUGGAGUCGACUUCCGAAGCUGGGGACUGAGACCUGGUUCCGCUGAUGUCGAGCGUAGAUACGGAUUCAUCGAUUUCGAAGGAGUGAGGAGCCGAAUCAGCGUCUGAUUCAGUCGCCCAGGACGAUUCGCGACGAGCCAUCUCGGCCCUUAUGGCCUCUGGAGAGAAAUUAUACUCGAUGCGGUCCUCAUCGCUGUCUGCGAAAGCAUCGUCAAGGCCAAGGGAGGAGGAAGAAGACUCGAGGGGCAUGCCAGUGCCUUCGAAAUCGGGUAAGGACGACGUGACAUCACGCGGCGAUUGUGACCCAACGCGUCCGAUCAUGCGCGUUAGAGAGAACCGUGAUGAUUUCUGAGGUGUUCCUACUCCUUGCUGGCCACGAGUCCUCCCUCUUUCCGUCAGGGCCGGUCCUCCAUCCGAAUUUCGCCCCGCUUCUUCAUCCGGGCGAGCAGCAAUGUUUGGAAUCACUUGCAGUCAUUGCCUGGCGAUACAGGCGCAUAUCAGCAGCAUGUAACCGACUUUUGGGAAACCCGUCACGCUACGUCACUACCGUAGCAGCUACUCUGACACAAUUCUUGAAAUCUGAAUACCAAGCGCUUGUUGUGGACACGGAGGCGAAGGUUCUCUUGAGAGAUCCAGAUCUCGUAGCGAGCGGGUCUUUUGUUCCACUCUCCUCUAUACGAGCGAUAUUCUCGCCAUGGGACGCCCCGUUCGCGGUCUUGAUCGCACUUGUCGAACAACUCGAGAAUGAAAAGACGUGGAGGCCUGGGCCUCUCAUCGAUCUCUUGCUCACAAGAGCGCACACUGGAGUACAGAGAAUAUCUCAGAUCAUGUCUUCGCUGGCCAUUGCCGUUCAACGAGUGUGGAGAACUCAGCUCGGUG
Messenger RNA from Mycena citricolor, 1545 nucleotides. Lineage: Eukaryota; Fungi; Basidiomycota; Agaricomycetes; Agaricales; Mycenaceae. The record is from the annotation of a GenBank genome assembly.